Messenger RNA from Pediculus humanus corporis (human body louse), 2433 nucleotides. RefSeq lists its product as uncharacterized. Gene Ontology annotation, cellular component: GARP complex. Gene Ontology annotation, biological process: retrograde transport, endosome to Golgi. The transcript has 13 exons. NCBI's taxonomy places the organism in Eukaryota, Metazoa, Arthropoda, Insecta, Psocodea, Pediculidae. The record is from RefSeq and is a predicted model, not a curated record. Bases 1 to 2433 code for a protein of 810 amino acids.
AUGUCUUUUUCAGAAGAAGAUACUAUUGAUUUAGAAGACCUGGAAUUUAUUAAAUUUUCACCUGAAGUACAAAAUGCAAUAGAUCAGGUUCUUCCUAGUGAUGAUCCUCUUGAUCAACCGGAUUUUAACGCAGUAGAUUAUAUUAAUUCAAUUUUUCCUACCGAACAGUCUUUAUCAAAUAUUGACGAUGUUAUUAAUAGUUUUGAAACGAAAAUACAUUCGAUUAAUGAAGAAAUGAGAACUGUAAUCAGGGGACAAACAAGUUUAAGCAAAGAUGGGUGUGCGUCACUGGAGCAUGCUAAAGUUGUUAUACAUCAGUUAUUAGCACAUGCAGGUAAAAUUAAAAGUCAAGCAGAAGAAAGUGAGAAUACAGUUCAUGAAAUAACGAGGGAUAUUAAACAAUUAGAUGCUGCAAAAAAAAAUUUAACUCUGGCCAUAACAACCCUUAAUCAUCUUCAUAUGUUGGUUUCAGGAGUUGAAACAUUAAAAGCAUUGACCAAAAAUCGUCACUAUGGCGAAAUCAUAUUACCUUUAUUAGGAGUUAGCGAAGUUAUGGAACAUUUUAAUAAUUACAUGGAUAUUCCUCAAGUUAGUCAGUUAAGUAAAGAAGUACAUGAUAUAAGAGUUACUCUUGCUCAACAAAUAAAUUCAGACUUUCACAGUGCAUUUUCUGACAGUAACACAAAACAUUCUGUUCCGAUAGCGAAAUUGACGGAAGCUAGCAAAGUUGUAUCAGUAUUAGAUCCGGAAGUGAAAAAUGAUUUGUUAAAAUGGUUCAUUAAUUUACAAUUGACUGAAUAUAUUCAUUUAUUUCAAGAAUCUGAAGAUUGCGCUUGGUUAGAUAAAAUAGAUAAGAGGUAUGCAUGGAUUAAACAUCAUUUAUUAAGUUUCGAAGAAAAAUUUGGUAGAAUGUUUCCUCCCGAUUGGGAAGUAUCGGAAAGGAUCACAGUAGAAUUUUGUAAAAUAACAAGAAACGAUUUAAGUAAACUCAUGAACAAACACAUUGCAGAAUUAGACGUCAAACUUUUGUUGUAUGCAAUUCAAAGAACGGACAAUUUUGAAAACUUGUUAGCGCGUAGAUUUUCUGGAGUAACGUUACAGGCGGAAAAUGGGAAAGUUGUUCAACUCUCAUUACAGGCAAAAACGACGAAUGUUUAUGAUAAUAAUACGGAAAAGUCAAGCGAAUCCGACGAUGCAUCAUCGGUUAAGACACCAGUUGCAAAUCAUCCUUUUCACGGGAUAAUCGGACAAUGUUUUGAAUCUCAUUUAAAUAUUUACGUUCAAAGUUUAGAUAGAAAUCUUUCAGAUUUAAUGGAAAGAUUUGUUGCCGAUACGGGAAAACAUUUUUCGACGAAGGAAUUGAGCGACACGGAAGCCACCGUCCUUCCUUCUUGUGCUGAUCUUUUCGUAUUUUAUAAAAAAUGUUUAGUUCAAUGUUCUCAAUUAUCCACUUCGGUAACAAUGUUACAAUUAUCAUAUACAUUCCAAAAAUAUUUAAGAGAAUACGCUUUAAAAAUACUUCAAAAUAAUUUACCCAACGACAUUGCUGCGGGAUUCAUUCAAAGCAUAUUAAAAGAAGGAGAAGUGAGUCGAUUGGAAAAAGAUCAACAGAGAAGAAUAUGCGUCAUUCUUACAACUGCCGAAUAUUGUUUGGAAACCGUGCAGCAGUUGGAAGAUAAACUAAAGGAGAAAAUCGACAAAGAGCUUGCGAUUAAAAUCAACAUGUCGCACGAACUCGAUAUUUUUCACGGAGUCAUAUCAAGUUGCAUUCAGCUUCUUGUACAAGAUUUGGAAUCGGCUUGCGAUACCUCCUUGGUCGCCAUGACUAAAAUGAAUUGGCAAGGCAUUGAAAGUGUCGGCGAUCAAAGUUCUUACGUUUCAGCCAUAAGUAUGAAUUUAAAACUCACCGUUCCAUUUAUAAGAGAUCAACUUGCUUCUUCUAGAAAAUAUUUCACUCAGUUCUGUGUCAAAUUUGCCAGCGUUUUCAUUCCAAAAUUUAUUUCUUCUCUGUACAAAUGUCGUGCAAUAAGUACGGUAGGAGCUGAACAAUUGUUACUCGACACUCACUCUCUUAAAACUGUUUUGCUCGACAUGCCAAAUAUCGGGUCACAGGUUCAACGAAAAGCUCCUCCGAGUUACACAAAAAAUGUGAUUAAAAGCAUGAGAAAAGCGGAAAUGAUUCUCAAAGUCGUCAUGUCGCCAAUAAAACCGGAAGGAGCUUUCGUUGAUCAAGUCGCGAGGUUGUUACCCGAAUCUGAUCAAGCGGAAUUUCAAAAGCUUUUGGAAAUGAAGGGAGUCAAAAGAAACGAACAGUAUGGUUUACUAGAAUUGAGAAAAGAAAAGUUACCCGGUAUCGUUGGAAAUAAUUUUUCUAAUUCGGAUCACGAAGCGAGUCGCAUACAAAAAUUGGAAAAAUUGAUUAAUCGAAAAUAG